CAUGGAUCUCUCCUUUAUGGCUGCGCAGCUGCCCAUGAUGGGAGGAGCUUUCAUGGACUCGCCCAAUGAAGACUUCAGCACCGAGUACUCUUUGUUUAACUCUUCCUCCAAUGUCCACGCGGCCUCCAAUGGCCAGGGCCAGCUGGAAGAGCCUCCCAGGUCCUCCAAUGAUGCCGUCUUGCUGUGGAUUGCCAUCAUAGCGACGCUGGGGAACAUUGUGGUGGUGGGGGUGGUGUACGCCUUCACCUUCUGAGGGAAUAGGGUGAUGGGCAGCCACAGGUCGGCUCACCCUGUGUUGGGCUUACCAUGGGUUAGCGCUCUGCCCAUGGCACUGUCUUGCUAUUGGCCCUUGGCUAUUCCUAUGUUCUAAAACCAGGAAUUCUGACCACUUGAAUGGCCUCUAGGGGUAGAAUCCAUGCAAUUGGAAUUUCCCCAGGCAGCCCUGAUUUCUAAUAUUCCCUGGUCAAGCUGAUUCAGAAAACAGAGAAGUAGGGGCUUCCUGCCCCUGGAGGUUUAAAGAACGGAGCAAAGCUUUCAAAGAGCAGCUUGGCAAAUUCUUGAAGUUGCAUUCUAAGAACAUGA
Messenger RNA from Otolemur garnettii (small-eared galago), 582 nucleotides. RefSeq names its product chromosome unknown C14orf132 homolog (gene CUNH14orf132). The record is from RefSeq and is a predicted model, not a curated record. The coding region runs from base 2 to 253 and encodes 83 amino acids. The transcript is spliced from 2 exons. Lineage: Eukaryota; Metazoa; Chordata; Mammalia; Primates; Galagidae.